AUGGACAAUUAUGGAGAAAUUCUUAAAGAAUGUGGUUUCAGUAACAUUAUUCCUAAAUAUAUCAUAAGGUAUCACACAAUAGUGAGAUCAAGGACUAUAGCCAAUUUAAAAAAAGAAGGACUUUUAAAAUAUGACCUCAAUUUAGAAGAAGCUGUACAAAGCUGUUUUGUAGACUGGCCUGAAAAUAAAAAGGUUUUAAAAAAUUUUUCUGAUUCAACUACGUCAAUAUUAACAGUGAGAACAAGUGUGUUGGAAAAUUACCUGCAAUGGAGGUUAUCAAUAACUGAAGAUGAAUUCAAAGGGUUUUGCAAAAAUUAUUUGCCAUUGCGCCAUAGACCAAUGUGUGAUAUAAAUGAAGCAUUAAAUAUAGCACAGAAUGAAAUAAAAUUUGACAUAGACAGCAUACGGAGGAAUGGUUUUAUUAUAUCUUCCGACCCAGUGAACACAAAGCUGAUACUUCAAAAUGUGGACUCAUUGGCUGGGUAUGACAUUCGAGAUGCCAUAAGAAGCGAACCCGCCAUUUUGAAAAAUAACUACAACUCAUUAUUGGAAAUAAGGAGGAUAUUAGAUGAUAACAGAAUAAAUCAGGAGGCACAGCGGCGAUGUUUAAGAGUUUACUGUAUGCGUCCUCAAACAGUUAAAGAAAGGCUGGAUGAACUAAAACAGUUAAAAGAAUACCAGAUUUUAUCAACAAAUCCUCGGGUUUUGUCUAUGGUAGUGCAUAAAAGGAAAAUGAUGUCGCGGCUAGAGAAAAUUCAAACCGCAAAGAAGCAGUGCUAUAGUUUAAAUCACCUAAUAUCUUCCAAAAAAGUAUUCAACAGCUAUAUCACCAGUUUUGGCAAUAAAGUUUGCGGGAGGGAUAUUGCAGUACUUAUAGCAAGUUCUUUCCAAAUGAAAAGAAACAUGAGUGAUGAAAAUGUGUCUAUGAAAAAAGAUGAAAAUGAACGAAGUAAAUUCAUGAGAGCUGUUUUGAAACAAUUAAAGAGACAUAAGUACUGGUUGCAUUCAUCGCUGUAUAUAAUAAACGAGAAUAUUCAGUACUUAAAUAAGAAUUUCUACGGCAACGUUAUCGUGAAUAAUUGUCAAAUACUCCUUUAUCCACUCGCUGAAACGGAACGUUAUUUCGAGUUUUUCCUAAGAAAACGAAGCCAUGGCAUCGAAGAUGGCAACAUUGACAUUGAUUUGGAGGGGAGCUACAACAACUUGAACUACGGCAAACUAACGGACGAUCAGAUAUUGAGUUUGGUGCUGUACGAAAUUGAAAAGAAAUACCACUUUACCGGUGACGGAAUUUGGAGUAGACAUGAUGGUGUUAAAGCUGAGCAAGUACAGCAUAACUGUCCU
This is a messenger RNA of Iphiclides podalirius (scarce swallowtail), 1344 nucleotides long. The record is from the annotation of a GenBank genome assembly. NCBI's taxonomy places the organism in Eukaryota, Metazoa, Arthropoda, Insecta, Lepidoptera, Papilionidae.